This is a messenger RNA of Candidozyma auris, 1785 nucleotides long. RefSeq names its product sphinganine-1-phosphate aldolase DPL1. The transcript has a single exon. The record is from RefSeq and is a predicted model, not a curated record. Gene Ontology annotation, cellular component: endoplasmic reticulum. The coding region runs from base 1 to 1785 and encodes 594 amino acids. Lineage: Eukaryota; Fungi; Ascomycota; Pichiomycetes; Serinales; Metschnikowiaceae. Gene Ontology annotation, molecular function: pyridoxal phosphate binding; sphinganine-1-phosphate aldolase activity. Gene Ontology annotation, biological process: carboxylic acid metabolic process; sphingolipid catabolic process.
AUGGUCGCAACCGAGCAAGCUUUCUUAAAAGCGAAGUUGUUUGGGCAGCCUUACAUUCCGACUGACUUCAAGCAAUUGGUAUUCGUCACAGAUAUUCAAUUGAGACGCCUUUCCAUCUAUGCGAAAAGCAAGUUCCUCGAGCAUUACCUUGAUGAUUCUAGCCAACCAUGGGGUUACUUUGCAUUACUAAGGGAUAUAGUAUUCGUAUUUUGGGUCUAUAGUUUCUUAUACAGAGUCCUUCUCAAUCUUUACGGCUACGGGUUGUUCGGUUGUUUCAAAAAGAUAAAGCAUUCGAUCUCCAAAUGGUUCUUUGGUAUUGUGAUGUCGCUCCCUCCAAUCAAAGCAAAAGUUGACAGGGAAUUGCAAACCACUGCGGUGAAAAUGGAAGAGAUGAUUAUCAAGAAUGACGACUCAUUGCUCCAGUUUCCGGAAUUACCGAAAGUGGGAAUGCACAAGGAUGUGGUGAUCCAAGAAGUGUCUCUCACCGAGAAAACUUUGGCUCAGGAUGAUUGGCACGAUGGUAAAUACACCGGAGGCGUGUAUCAUGGAGGAGACGAAUUGCUUAAGUUGCAGGCUAAGGCUUAUGAGAUUUACAGUGUCGCUAACCAGCUUCACCCAGACAUCUUCCCAGGAAUCAGAAAGAUGGAGGCUGAAGUUGUGUCUAUGAUAUUAAAAAUUUUCAACGCCCCAGACACAGGUUGUGGGUGCUCAACUUCUGGAGGCACUGAGUCUCUUUUGCUCACAGGGUUGGCUGCUAGAGAAUUUGGACGCAGAAGGAAGGGCAUCAAGAAUCCUGAAGUGAUUGCACCCAUAACCGUGCAUGCUGGUAUCGAUAAGGCAUGUUACUAUUUUGGCAUGAAGCUUCAUAAAGUUGAUGUGGAUCCCAAGACUUACCAGGUGGAUAUCAAGAAAGUCAGGCGUUUGAUUAACAAAAACACUGUCUUGCUAGUUGGUUCCGCACCAAACUAUCCUCAUGGUAUCAUUGACGAUAUUGAGGCGUUAUCAGACUUGGCGAUCAAACACAACAUUCUUCUUCAUGUCGACGCUUGUCUAGGCUCCUUCCUUGUGACAUACCUCGAGAAGUCAGGAAUCCAUGGCGACACCAAACUCCCAAUGUUUGACUUUAGGCUACCAGGCGUGACGUCCAUCUCUUGCGAUACUCACAAGUAUGGCUUUGCGCCAAAAGGGUCCUCCGUUAUAUUGUACAGAAACCCAGAAAUCCGAAAGCAUCAAUACUACGUUGCUAGUGACUGGACUGGUGGGUUGUAUGGAUCGCCUACGCUUGCUGGAUCGAGACCAGGCGCAUUGAUGGCCGGUUGUUGGGCGACCUUGGUGUACAUUGGAGACCAUGGGUACACUGAAUCGUGCAAGGAGAUAGUUGGAGCUAGUCUAAAACUCAAAGAGUCUUUGAAAACCAAUGAAACCCUCUUGGAACACCUUGAAAUUCUCGGUGACCCAUUAGUGUCCGUGAUUGCUUUUAAGGCUAAGAACCCGAAUAAUGUGGAUAUCUAUUCAAUCGGAGACUUGCUUGGUAAACGUGGUUGGCAUUUCGCAACCUUACAAAAUCCACCAGCGUUGCAUUUUGCGUUUACGCGUCUCACUGUGCCUGUGGUGGAUGACUUGAUCGGUGACCUUAUUGACGUUGUGACAACGGUUGCAAAUUCCGAUACCAAGGCACCUCCAGGAGACACUGCUGCUAUGUACGGUGUAGCCGGGAAUGUUUCGACUGCAGGUGUAGCCGAUCGUCUAAUCGAAACAUUCCUCGACGCACUUUACAAGCUAUAA